AUGGAUGCUGAAAUCCUCGAUUCCCCAAGUCUCAGUGCUACGACUCCCAAGAGCCACAGGCUUUCAAGGAACCCUUCCUUCUCCGGUAGCAGCAGUACUUACCAGGACGACUGGGAUGCCCUCCCGCCGCUUGACCGCUUGACCGUCCUCGACCUGUUGGACAACUUUGCCCUGCCCCAGCAGCUCGAGAAGCUCCAGAGGGGCAUCUCUGCUCAGACCGACAAGGUGCGACGGUCUCGAGAUGCCUUCAAGUCGAGAACCCAGAAUGCCCGCGACCGAAUGGUGGAGGAAUGGAGGCGGCGUGUCCCCUCGGCCGACGAACAGCUCGAACGAUAUAGGAAGCGCAUGAGGCAGCGAGUUGAGAAGCUCGGCAAGCAGUGGAAUGACACAAAGGCCAUCAGCCUCCGAGAGAAGAUAUCCUUCAUUUGUGGCGUUAUGAACAUCUUUGCGAGCGGAUAUCUGAUGGGUGGCUAUCCGGAGUGGUUUCAUAUCUGGUAUACGGCCCAGCUCAUAUACUUUAUGCCCAUUCGGAUUUUCACGUAUCAUCGACGUGGAUAUCACUACUUCUUGGCCGAUCUCUGCUACUUUGUCAAUGUGCUUCUGAGUCUGAGUCUCUGGGUCUUUCCGCAAUCAAAACGACUCUUCACGGCUGCCUACUGUCUGGCUUUUGGAAACAAUGCUGUGGCAAUCAUCAUGUGGCGUAACUCGUUGGUAUUCCACAGCUUUGACAAGGUCACUUCGCUCUUCAUCCACAUCAUGCCUUGCGCGACGCUUCACUGCAUUGUCCACCUCUACCCCCCCGAGCUGCAAAAGACACGUUUCCCCGCCAUCUGGGCCAUCAAGACCGCGAACCCUGGUUCUCCUACAGCAUACGCCAAUGUCUUGUCCAUGCUCGCGUGGAGCACGAUUCCAUACGCAAUCUGGCAGCUAAGCUAUUACUUCUUCAUCACCGUGCGCCGAAGGGAAAAGAUUGCUGCCGGUAGGCCCACGUCCUUCACCUGGCUUCGAAGAUCCUAUGCAAAGACCUGGAUCGGCAAAUUCGUCCUCGCUCGCCCGGCCGCGUUACAGGAGCCAACAUUUAUGAUGAUUCAGUACGUUUAUGCCUGUCUUACUAUUCUGCCAUGUCCACUUUGGUUCAUCAGCCGAUGGGCAUCCACUGCCUUCUUGCUUGUCGUGUUUGGCUGGAGUAUCUAUAACGGCGCAACGUUCUACAUCGAUGUCUUUGGCAAGAGAUUCCAGAAGGAGCUCGAGGCUAUGAGGGCAGACGUCAUCAAGUGGCAGAACAACCCAGAGACUCUGCUCCAAUCGCCUCAAAUUACGCCGCACAUGGAUGGUGGUCCCGUGCAGGCCACGAGUUUGGAUGCCCAACUUGCACCCUCGCCAAUGCGACCCGACGCCGGCAAGAAUCGGUCCACUAGCUUGGAUCACAUACCACUGCUAGAUGAGAACUCCAAGAUCGGCGCAACUGGCGUAGAUAAGGGAGAUGAAGAUGUUGCGAGAGAGCGAAAGCCGGGUCAAGAGUAG
Trichoderma harzianum CBS 226.95 is the source of this 1524-nucleotide messenger RNA. RefSeq lists its product as hypothetical. The record is from RefSeq and is a predicted model, not a curated record. Gene Ontology annotation, biological process: phosphatidylcholine biosynthetic process. Bases 1 to 1524 code for a protein of 507 amino acids. Lineage: Eukaryota; Fungi; Ascomycota; Sordariomycetes; Hypocreales; Hypocreaceae. The transcript has a single exon.